Molecule: messenger RNA, 957 nt
Organism: Dioscorea cayenensis subsp. rotundata (Guinea yam)
Lineage: Eukaryota; Viridiplantae; Streptophyta; Magnoliopsida; Dioscoreales; Dioscoreaceae
Exons: 1
Coding region: 1-957 (318 amino acids)
Source: RefSeq, a predicted model, not a curated record
AUGGUGACAGAAAUAUAUGUUGAUAAUAUCAUAUUUGGUUCAACAUCACAAAAACAAGUGGAUGAGUUUGUUCAUCUAAUGCAAGAAGAGUUUGAAAUGAGCAUGGUAGGUGAACUAAACUACUUUUUAGGUUUCCAAAUCAAACAAUGCAAAGAAGGAAUUUUCAUUUCUCAAACCAAGUACGCACAAACCUUGGUGAAGAGAUUUGGCUUGGAAAAGGCUAGACACAUGAGAACACCCAUGAGUAUGAAUCAGAAGUUGACAAAAGAUGAGCAUGGAAAAAAUGUAGACCCAAGUCUCUAUAGAAGCAUGAUUGGAAGCUUACUCUAUCUCACAGCUAGCAGGCCAGACAUCUCUUUCAGUGUUGGAGUUUGUGCAAGAUAUCAAGCAACACCGAAGGAGUCUCAUUUGAAAGCUGUUAAGCGUAUCAUUAGAUAUGUUCAUGGUAUUGCAGAAUAUGGAAUUUGGUAUUCAAAAGACUCCAAUUCACAUCUUGCGGGUUAUAGUGAUGCAGAUUGGGCAGGAAACAUUGAUGAUAGAAAAAACACACCAGGAGGAUAUUUCUACUUUGGUAACAACUUGGUCACAUGGUAUAGCAAGAAGCAAAGUUCUAUUUCCCUCUCCACUGCCGAGGCUGAAUACAUAGCAGCAAGAAGUUGUUGUAUACAAUUAUUGUGGAUGAAGCAAAUGCUUGAGGACUAUGGCUUACAACAAAGGCUAUUGACUAUAUUUUGUGACAACAAAAGUGCAAUUGAUAUCUCCAACAAUCCAGUCCAACAUUCUCGUACCAAACAUAUUGAUCUUCGACAUCACUUUAUACGAGAUUUGGUAGAGAGCAAAACAGUUGUUAUUGAUUAUGUUGCAACAGAAAAGAAAUUGGCAGACAUCUUUACCAAACCCCUUGAUACUACAAGAUUCGAAAAGUUGAGGGGUGAAAUUGGCCUUUGCCAACUUUAA